AUGGCGACUCCACGACGCGGCGGCGGCGGCGGCAACAACAGCAACAGCAACAGCAGCAGCACAGGCGCAGGCACAGGCGCAGGAGUCGGCAAGGCGUGUCGAUUCUGCUCGCGCCACUUUGCGAAGACGGAGCACCUGAUUCGUCACGAGCGCUGCCAUACCAAGGAGCGACCGUUCCAGUGCAGUAUCUGUGGCAAGAACUACAGUCGCAAUGAUACCUUGAUUCGACAUCGACGAACUCAUGGAAACAACACUGCCGUUGUCCCUCCCGAUGUCUUCAGCAACAAUGAUGCGGCGACGACUUCUGAUGGCACCGUCAAUCCCCCCAUCACGCCUGUCACUGGCCGCAUGUCCUCGUCCCACCAGCCUAUGUCGUCCAUCUCAUCCUCCAUCGCAGCCUCAGACUACACGGAUCAUGACUUCAAUACUAGUCCUGUUGAGUACCAUCCUAUGGGCAAUGAGAUGUAUGGCCAUGACAUGUACGCUCAACCCGACCUCGGACCAGGACCAUAUCAACACAUGAACGGUGGAGCUACGGCGAUGCCUCAGAUUGACCCGAGUCUCACUGGAGGACGAGACAACCCAGGUGCUGGUAACAACAACAUGGACUUCUCUACCUCGUACCUCGACCCAGCUCUACAUCAAUACCCUCCCCCAUCUGAAGCCAACGGCUAUCAAAUGCCAUACACCGCCCCUGAGAUCGAGCAGUUCCAGUCUUGGUACCUGACUAACGACUUUGAUCUUGCUGUCUUCAACAAAUCCUUCAAGACCCCCACGGCUGCGGAGUUCCUUGGUAUCAGUGGUCCGUUGUCUGAUCACCAGUGGAAGAAUCAUGAUAUGCCUAGCUCUGAGACCGGUGGCAAUCUGCCAUUGCAUAUGGAGUGGGACCAAGUUCUCGUACCUUCUGUUGAAUUCAUGAACAUCACCAUCCAGUUUUUCUUCACUAAAUUCAACCCCAUCUUCCCCAUCUUCCAUGGCCCGACAUUCCGCCCCGCUGAUCAUAGCCCGUUGCUCUUACUUUCUAUCAGCUCCAUUGGUAGUCUGUUGAUCAACUCCGAUCAGGCGUGCCUGAGAGGAGCUAAGAUGUUUGAGACUGUUCAGAAGACUGUUACUGAAUCCUGGGCUACUGCUGAGUCAAAGCCUCUGAGAGAACGAACCUCGUUCAUCCAAGCUGCGCUUAUCAGCCAGUUCUUUGCUUAUCUGUCCGGUAGCCCAAAGUAUCUUGCUUUGGUCAAGCCAUUCCAUGUUAACCUGACUGAUCUGGCGAGACGAUGCGGUAUACUUGACAUUGCCCGAACCCUUCCAGAUGUCAGUGGUAAACCUCAAGAAGAGCUUGAUGUGGCUUGGAACUCGUGGGCAAGAGACGAGGAAAUCUCGAGAACUGCCUUGGGCUUGUACAUUCAUGAUGCACAAUUCGCCAGCACAUUCAACAACGCCCCGAUCCUGCAACAUAAUGCACUCCGCCUCUUCGUAGCAUCAACAGACGAGCUUUUUGGUGCCGUUACUCCAACUCGCUGGGCACAUCUUAUCCGACUCUCCCCAGACCCAAGCAAGUUGAGCACACACCUACAUGUCAAUCAGGCCGAACAUGUCGAUACAGCCCCACUCUCCAAGGAACUUUCAUGUCGCGAAAGCCGAUUCUCUUGCUACGUAAUCCUGCACAGCAUUGGCGCGUCCGUACAAGCCAGUCGAGUCGCCGGCACACUCACGCCCAAGCAAAUGCAAAACUUCGAAGAAGCCCUCAUCUGCUGGUACCACGCCUACGAGCAGACCCGCACAACACAAGACCCCGACCCCCUGUGCCUCAUGGUUCUCUACCACGAGAUCUUCAUGACCCUGCUAGUCGACUUCUCACAACUCGAGAGCGCCAUUGGCGGUCCAGCCAAAGGUGCAGACGCCAUCACCUACGCUCGCAACUGGUCCACCAGCAUCGAAGCCAAGCGCUGCAUCAUCCACGCCUCGCUCAUUCACCGCCAAUGCGAAGGUAUCCCCUUCCACAGCGAGCCCGCUCUGCACGUCCCCCGCUCGAUGUUCCUCGCUGCUAGAGCUUGGUACUGCUACAUCCAAUUCGACCCAUCCGUCACCCCCGUCGAUGGCUCGUCCUCUACUCCCCAAACAGCCUCACAACAGCAGCAGCAACAGAUGACGUACGAGGAAUCCUUCAAUAUCCCCGAGGUCAAGAUGUUCAAUAUCGAUCCUAUGCAGUACUUACCUGCUGUCAAUGGGUUUGGAACGGGUAAGCCGCAGUUGACGGAGGCGGCUACUUUGUGUAGGCUGGCGGAUCUGUUGGAGCAGAUUGGGCGGUGGGGGAUCUCGAGGCGGUUUGCUAGGAUUUUGAGAGUUCUGAUCUUUGGUCCUGCUGCUGUUGGGGUCAAUGGGAAUGAGAGUGGCGUGGUGGGUGAUGUUGAUUUGCAGGGUGUUGGUGUUGCUUAG
Cadophora gregata is the source of this 2433-nucleotide messenger RNA. RefSeq lists its product as uncharacterized. NCBI's taxonomy places the organism in Eukaryota, Fungi, Ascomycota, Leotiomycetes, Helotiales, Ploettnerulaceae. Bases 1 to 2433 code for a protein of 810 amino acids. Gene Ontology annotation, cellular component: chromatin. The record is from RefSeq and is a predicted model, not a curated record. Gene Ontology annotation, biological process: DNA-templated transcription; regulation of transcription by RNA polymerase II. Gene Ontology annotation, molecular function: zinc ion binding; DNA-binding transcription factor activity, RNA polymerase II-specific; RNA polymerase II cis-regulatory region sequence-specific DNA binding. The transcript has 7 exons.